Vanessa tameamea is the source of this 546-nucleotide messenger RNA. RefSeq lists its product as uncharacterized. Gene Ontology annotation, molecular function: signaling receptor activity. The transcript is spliced from 6 exons. NCBI's taxonomy places the organism in Eukaryota, Metazoa, Arthropoda, Insecta, Lepidoptera, Nymphalidae. The record is from RefSeq and is a predicted model, not a curated record. Bases 33 to 536 code for a protein of 167 amino acids.
GGUAAACCACAUAACAUUUCCGCCAGAAGACCAUGAGAGGGCGAGUUACGAUUGUCACAUUCUUUAUAGCGCUGCCCUGCAUCCGAUGCGACGCGCCUGACGGUUACGUCGUAGACAAAACAACGGAUAUCGGGUAUCGAAUAUUCUAUCAAUCUCAGACGUGGCCGGUAGCCAGGGACGAGUGUGAAGAUGAUGGUGCCAAAUUAGCAGUUCCCAAAACUUUAGAGGAGUUCUCGUUUAUGCAAAAGCUGGUCCGAGGAAUGCACUAUCCCAGUAUCGUCGACAGCGAGUACCAGGUGGUCGUGUGGCUUGGCAUUAACAACCUUGAUGAUUACAGGAUCUGGAAGAAUAUUGAUGGUGAAAACAUAAACGAAACUGGAUUCCACGAGUGGGCCACUGGCAACGGCGGUGGUUACAGCGAUGCGCCCGAGGAGCCUCACUGCGCGGGACUCGACGCCGUGCACUGGCUUCGCGAUUUUUGGUGCCACCGUCGACAGCCUUACCUUUGUCAAAUUAAUUUAAAAAAUAAAAUAUAAAACAAUACAA